AUGGUCCUUCAGGAUCUCGGGCGGCGAAUCAACGCCGCUGUCAAUGACCUGACUCGCUCCAACAAUUUGGACGAGAAGGCCUUUGAUGACAUGAUUAAAGAGAUCUGCGCCGCCCUGCUGUCCGCCGACGUCAACGUCCGCCUGGUCCAGUCCCUCCGCAAGUCCAUCAAGUCCAGCGUCAACUUUGCCUCUCUUCCUGCCGCCGUGAACAAGAAGCGUUUGAUUCAAAAGGCCGUCUUCGAUGAGCUAGUUUCCCUGGUCGAUCCCCAUGCGGAGCCCUUCCGUCCCAAGAAGGGCCGCUCCAACGUGAUCAUGUUCGUCGGUCUGCAGGGUGCCGGUAAAACGACCACUUGUACCAAGCUGGCUCGCCACUACCAGAUGCGCGGCUUUAAGACUGCCCUUGUCUGUGCCGAUACCUUCCGUGCUGGUGCUUUUGACCAGCUGAAGCAGAAUGCCACCAAAGCCAAGAUCCCCUACUACGGUAGCUUGACGCAAACCGACCCCGCCAUUGUGGCAGCCGAGGGUGUGGCCAAGUUCAAGAAGGAGCGUUUCGAAAUCAUCAUCGUCGAUACUAGUGGUCGUCACAAGCAAGAAGAAGAGCUCUUCACCGAAAUGACCCAGAUUCAGACCGCCGUCACCCCCGACCAGACCAUCCUCGUCCUCGACAGCACCAUCGGUCAGGCUGCCGAAGCCCAGUCUUCUGCCUUCAAGGCCACCGCAGACUUCGGAGCCAUCAUCAUCACCAAGACGGAUGGUCACGCCGCAGGUGGUGGUGCUAUUUCCGCCGUCGCUGCCACCCACACCCCCAUCAUCUACCUUGGUACCGGUGAGCACUUGAUGGACCUAGAACGCUUCGAGCCGAAGGCCUUCAUCCAGAAGCUCCUGGGUAUGGGCGAUAUGGCUGGACUGGUAGAGCACGUACAAGCCGUGACCAAAGACUCGGCCUCCGCCAAGGAAACCUACAAGCACAUCUCAGAAGGUAUCUACACGCUGCGCGACUUCCGCGAGAACAUCACCUCCAUCAUGAAGAUGGGACCCCUCUCCAAGCUCUCCGGCAUGAUCCCCGGUCUAUCCAACCUGACCGCGGGUCUCGAUGACGAAGACGGCUCCAUGAAGCUCCGUCGCAUGAUCUACAUCUUCGACAGCAUGACGGCCGCCGAACUCGACGGCGACGGCAAGAAUUUUGUCGAACAACCCAGCCGCAUGGUCCGUAUCGCCUGCGGAAGCGGUACCACCGUCCGCGAAGUGGAAGACCUGCUCUCCCAGCACCGCAUGAUGGCCGGCAUGGCCAAGCGUGUCGGCGGACAGAAGAAGCAGAUGCAGCGCGCCCAGAACAUGCUCAAGGGUGGUAACAAGGAGCAGCAGCUCGCCGCCAUGCAGAAGCGCAUGGCCGCAAUGGGUGGUGCCGGCGGUGGUGGAUUCCCCGGUAUGCCCGGCAUGGGCGAUAUGGCCAAGAUGAUGCAAAUGCUGCAAGGUCAAGGAGGUGGAGGCGGCGGCGGUCUGCCCGGUCUAGGUGGAAUGGAUCUACAAAGUAUGAUGAGCCAGAUGAGUGGGUUGAUGGGCGGCGGCGGCGGCGGUGGUGGAGGCCGCGGUAGAGGACGGUGA
Molecule: messenger RNA, 1605 nt
Organism: Aspergillus luchuensis
Lineage: Eukaryota; Fungi; Ascomycota; Eurotiomycetes; Eurotiales; Aspergillaceae
Gene: SRP54
Product: RNA-binding signal recognition particle subunit SRP54
Exons: 2
Coding region: 1-1605 (534 amino acids)
Biological process (GO): SRP-dependent cotranslational protein targeting to membrane, translocation; SRP-dependent cotranslational protein targeting to membrane
Cellular component (GO): cytosol; signal recognition particle, endoplasmic reticulum targeting
Molecular function (GO): GTP binding; ATP hydrolysis activity; endoplasmic reticulum signal sequence receptor activity
Source: RefSeq, a predicted model, not a curated record